Molecule: messenger RNA, 213 nt
Organism: Aphanomyces astaci
Lineage: Eukaryota; Oomycota; Saprolegniomycetes; Saprolegniales; Verrucalvaceae
Exons: 2
Coding region: 1-213 (70 amino acids)
Source: RefSeq, a predicted model, not a curated record
AUGCAACAACUGCGCCACGUUGACCAGAUGGCCGAAAAUCAUGCGGACGAGCGCCGAAGAGACAUCAACAUUGAGUCUGAGCCGUAUCGAAUGGACAUGCGCAGAAGUCUUGGACUUCCUCAGUGCGAUUUGACACCGGCAUUUCGAGCCCCAUUGCAUGGCUUAUCUGAGCCCCUUUUAAAUACCAAGGAUGUAGAUCACAUUGAGGAAUAA